This is a messenger RNA of Melitaea cinxia (Glanville fritillary), 840 nucleotides long. It is a transcript of the gene Trs20, whose product is annotated as trafficking protein particle complex subunit 2. The transcript is spliced from 3 exons. The record is from RefSeq and is a predicted model, not a curated record. NCBI's taxonomy places the organism in Eukaryota, Metazoa, Arthropoda, Insecta, Lepidoptera, Nymphalidae. Gene Ontology annotation, cellular component: nucleus; TRAPP complex; cytoplasm. Bases 124 to 543 code for a protein of 139 amino acids. Gene Ontology annotation, biological process: endoplasmic reticulum to Golgi vesicle-mediated transport.
UUUUCUGUCAUAUUUUGUUGAAAACAAACGAAAUGGAAAUAAAAAUAUUAUAAAUCCAAAACAUUCAAAUUUAAAACUGUUUGUUAAUUAGUUAUUUAGUCGAUUUUUAAGAACAAACUAAUUAUGUCAGGGACAUAUUACUUUGUAAUAGUAGGCCACUCCGAUAAUCCUAUUUUCGAGAUGGAUUUCAUACCAGUUACCAAAGAUGUGAAGAAAGAAGACAAUAGACACUUAAACCAAUUUAUAGCUCACGCUGCUCUCGAUUUAGUUGACGAACACAUGUGGAAAGUGACCAACACGUACUUAAAGUCAGUCGAUAAGUUUAAUCAGUGGUUCGUAUCUGCAUUCGUCACUGCAAGUCAGAUGAGGUUCAUUAUGGUACACGACAUACGCAAUGAAGAUGGUAUUAAGAAUUUCUUCACAGAUGUCUAUGAGGCGUACAUAAAACUUCUCUUGAAUCCAUUCUACAAAGAAGACACACUUAUAACAUUCCCAGCGUUUGAUAAGAAAGUACAGUUACUUGGAAAGAAAUAUCUAACAUAAAAUUAUGGAGUAUAUUCUCAUAAGGAUAAUUUAUUUGCAUAUUCUAAAAUGAAUCAAGAAUUGGAAAAAACUAUUGUCUUAUACUUAAAACUUACAAUAGCAAUAACUAGCCUAAUGGUAUAGUUGAUUGUGCCACUGUUUCAUCUCUGUGGUUGCAAAUUCAAUUUACACAUCAAGUCGAGACGUAAUAUUUUUAUGUGUACUUAUAACACGGGCCGAAUACGUGUGUAUAUUAACAUAUUUACUGUCUAUCAGGUCUUACAAAAUUUUUUUUAAAGUAUCAAUAACGUAAAUAAU